Daldinia decipiens is the source of this 360-nucleotide messenger RNA. RefSeq lists its product as uncharacterized. The record is from RefSeq and is a predicted model, not a curated record. The transcript has 2 exons. NCBI's taxonomy places the organism in Eukaryota, Fungi, Ascomycota, Sordariomycetes, Xylariales, Hypoxylaceae. The coding region runs from base 1 to 360 and encodes 119 amino acids.
AUGACGAAGAACAGUGGAGGUAGCAAGAAGAGUUCAUCACUACGCGUGAAUUUGGAGUCUGAACUUGCGCUAGAUUCGGAGUUUGGUCUUCCCGAAGGCUCGACAGUUAGAGUCAUGACGGCCCUAGGUAUCGCAAGAGAUUGCACCGAUGCCCUUAACAAUCCAAAGCUCGCAACCAUACUGGGAAAAGCGCUAAAUGGGAUCUGGCUGAAGCUCUUAACAAGACGAGGUUAUGUCAUGACAAGAAACGAAUUCGCGGUUUUCAACUUCUUCCAAGACCUAGAUCUCGACGGUGCGAUGUCUCUAAUAGCUAUCAACGCGAGAGCACUCUAUUGGGACAAGACUCAUGGCGAUCGCUAA